CUUUUAUUUGAUACCAGAGAGCCCAAUGGAGCCUUCUGAAGAACCUAGUCAAAUUAGCAAAGAUAACUUUUUAGAAGUUCCUAAUUUAUCCGAUUCCCUUUCUGAAGAUGAAGAAGUUAAACCUACUUUCAAAGCUGGUUUCUCCCCUCAACCAAGUAGAAGAGGUUCUGAGUCUUCUGAAGACAUGUAUGUGGACACCCCAUCUUCAGGUUCAAGAAGAGUUUCAUUUGCUGAUACCUUUGGAUUCAAUCUUGUGUCUGUCAAAGAAUUUGAUUGCUGGGAAUUACCGAGUGGUUCAACCAAUUUGGACUUAAGCAAGGACAUUUUCCACAUGGAAGAAUAUGUUUUAUCUCCACUAUUUGAUUUGCCUUCUUCAAAAGAAGAUCUUAUGCAAAAACUUCAAGUACAGAAAGCAGUACUGGAAUCAACUGAGUAUCUUCCUGGGUCUACAAGUAUGAAGGGAAUUAUUCGAGUUCUGAAUAUUUCUUUUCAGAAGUUAGUAUAUGUGAGAAUGUCCUUAGAUGAUUGGCAGACAUACUAUGACAUCUUAGCAGAAUAUGUCCCUAAUUCUUGUGAUGGUGAAACCGACCAGUUCACCUUUAAGAUUGUAUUGGUUCCUCCUUAUCAAAAAGACGGCAGUAGAGUUGAGUUUUGUAUACGUUAUGAAACUUCUGUUGGAACGUUUUGGUCAAAUAACAAUGGCAUAAAUUAUACAUUGGUUUGUCAAAAGAAAGAACAAGAGCUGGAACCUGUAAAACCAAAGGAAGAAGUAUCUAGUAAACAUAUAAAAGGCUGCUUAAAGAUAAAAUCAAGAGGAGAGAAUCAUCAAGGAAUACCUAUUAAACAGGUUGCAACUUGCUCUACAUGUUAUAGAAAAGCAGAAUUUAGGAACGACAGACUUAUUGUCAAAAAGCUCAUAAAAGAAGUCACGUUUAAUUGGAUUUUUCUGCAAGUUAAAGAUUCAGCUUUAAAACUACAGAUAAAUGAACGCUUAAUACAAACUAGAAGUACUCCUCCCAGAGAUGAAAAGAAUACAUUUUCAACAGAUCCAGUCGAUUUUCCAAAUAAAGCUGAAGGAUUAGAGAAGAAGAAAAUCCAUGGUGAAAUAUGCACUGACUUGUUCAAAAGGCGUUCGUCUCCAAGUUCAUCAGCAGAAAGCUCCUUAAAGGGAAACUUUUACCGCAACGAAAAAUAUUCCUCAGGAAAUGAGUGUAGUUAUCAACCUUCAGAGGAAAUUACUUCAGGUAUGGGAGAAAUCAAGCCGUCACUGGGAGAUGCCAAUAGCGAUGAAUUAGUGCAAUUAUGCAUCAACAGCAAAGAAAAACUGGAUGAUAAUGCUAAUCCAGCCCAAGAGAGGCGCAGAGUGCAGAUAUCUUGUCCUUUCUCAGAUCAACUAAUGGCAAGCACCCUUAAGAAAAAACGUAAAGGAGAAGCUAAGAAAAUUGAAAUAAAAGAUCAGGAAUGUUUAAAAAAAGAUUUCCAUUUGGAUGAAUCUGCAUACCUGGAAGAAUCAACAGGAAAAGGAUCUUCCAGGAAAGAUUAUGGCAGUGGUAAGGAUGAGGAAGAGCAAAAAAUACAUUUAAGUCUUCAUGAAAAGGGAAACAAUUUUCAAUCAACCUUGCAUGACCAAGAAAGGAAGGUAGGUCACCCUGAAGUAAGUGUGGAAGUAUUAGGAGCUAGUAGCAGAGACCUAACUGCUCUGUCGAGCAAGGAGAGCACAGUUCCCAGCCAGGCAAUAACAGCAGAUACGUUUCCUUCACCAAGGACACAUUUAAGCUGGGAAGAAGUUGUGUUAACAACCCCAGAGCGUGAUUUCACGACCGCUGGAGGCACCACUUUAGGAGGGAUGCCUGGGCAAGUUUGUUCACCAAGAAAUGAAAAUUCUUUCAAGAAUGAUUACCCUUUCCAAGUUGUGGAAGAAAAAUCAGAUUGCAUUAAUCCUGAAGAUCAGAAUAAGAACACACAGCAUAAACACAGUUGGAAUGUUCUAGAAAGUCAGGGAAAAGCAAGAGGGAGUAAAACAAAUAUAACAGAACAGAUCACAGAACAAGCAGAUUGUGAAGACGUGUGGGAAAAAAGAGAUAACACAAGGAGUUUGAAAGGUACUCCUACAGAAGAAUUGUUUACCUGCCAAGAAACAGCGAGCUGUGAACUGUCUUCUCUAGCCGAUCAUGGUAUCACUGAGAAAGCAGAAGCAGGUACAGCUUGUAUAAUUAAGACAACAUCAGAAAGUACCCUAGAAAGCAUGUCUGCUAGAGAAAAAGCAAUAAUUGCUAAGCUACCUCAAGAGACAGCAAGAAGUGACAGGCCCAUCGAGGAAAAGGAAACAGCGUUUGAUCCACAUGAAGGGAGGAAUGAUGAUUCACAUUAUACCCUUUGUCAACGGGAUACAGUAGGUGUAAUCCAUGACAAUGAUUUUGAAAAGGAAUCACAUUCAGAUAUUUGUAAUGUACAUGUAGAUGAAAUGGAGAAGGAAGAAACCAUGUGUAUGUACAAUCCUGGAAAGACACAUGACAGGGAGAAAAGUAGCAUUGGAAAUAUAACAUCUGUAGAAGAAUCCUUACAGGUCCUUACAGGGAACCGUAAAACAGCUUCAAAACGGGAUUCACAUUUGGAGAUGUUGCCAACAGAUGAAAAAAUGUUUCCAGAAAAUAGAGAUGAUGGGAAAGUCCAAGAAUUAUCAACGAAAAUAGACUUAGAUGUCCUCGCUCCUUCUGCUUUUAACUCAGACACUAAUAAAUCUUCUCAGAAUGGUUCUCACAUUUCUAAUCACCAUACUAAAACUUCAGAGCAGUCUUUAGCGCCAGUGAUUUUAAUCAGUGAACCUUUUGAGAGCAAGGAAGAGGCAAGGCAUGGAAAUGAAGGGUUACUAAAUUCUGAACCAUCAUUAUGCUCUUCAGGUGACAAGGAAUAUGAAAAUUCUGCCUCCGCUAGUCCCCCGGCUGAAGAAAGUCAAGCUCAAAGCAGCGAAUCUCUGCUUUCAAAAUACAUCAACUCUAAAAUACCUUAUUUCCUUUUGUUUCUGAUAUUUCUUGUAACCAUCUACCACUAUGACUUAAUGAUUGGCUUGGCAUUCUACCUUUUUUCACUGUACUGGCUAUUCUGGGAAGAGGGGAGACAAAAGGAGUCUGUCAAAAAGAAGUAACUUCAGCGAUAUUAAUUUUUCUCUUUUAAAACAUAAGGUAUUUAGUCCCAAACAUUUGAAUUGGUGAAAGAGGCUAUUCGUUGUUCAAAGAGCCAGUGCAGUUUUUCUCUUGAAGGAUCAUUUAAAAAGGAAUGCGUAUGAAGUUUUGCUCCUCCAUGUAAGUAAUUAUUCUAUAUAGGACCAUUAUGUUUGGAUCAUUAAAUAUCUAUAUGA
Messenger RNA from Trichechus manatus latirostris (Florida manatee), 3358 nucleotides. It is a transcript of the gene PPP1R3A, whose product is annotated as protein phosphatase 1 regulatory subunit 3A. Bases 26 to 3145 code for a protein of 1039 amino acids. Gene Ontology annotation, molecular function: glycogen binding; protein phosphatase 1 binding. NCBI's taxonomy places the organism in Eukaryota, Metazoa, Chordata, Mammalia, Sirenia, Trichechidae. Gene Ontology annotation, cellular component: protein phosphatase type 1 complex. The record is from RefSeq and is a predicted model, not a curated record. Gene Ontology annotation, biological process: regulation of glycogen biosynthetic process. The transcript is spliced from 4 exons.